GAAAAUGGAUUGAAAUGCAUCAGAAUUUCUAUAAGUAUAACAAAACAAUAUUGUAGUGGAUCAUAAGUUAAACAUGAAGGAGAAUAUAAGGAUGGAAAAGAAUUUGGAAGAUGGGAUACAUUUCUUAAGAAUAAAAUUAUGUAAAUUUUACUUCAUAACAUAGAGGAGGAGGAUAAUAUGAUAAAGAUGGUUUGAAAGUUGGAAACUGGAUAGAACUUAGUGACAAUUUUUUUGAGUAUUAUAAUUUUGGUUCCUCUAGAUAUUGUUAAGUGUCAUACAAAGGAGAAUAUAUCAAAGGUAAGAAAAAUGGAAGGUGGGAUUCGUAUGACAAAAAGAAAUUAAUGUAUUAUUAUUGAAAAUAUUAAUAUUAGAGGCGGUGGCGUUUAUAACCAGGAUGGGUUGAAGGAUAGUAAUUGGAUUGAUUUACAUGAUGACUAUUGGCAGUAAUAGUUUUGCAAAAUUUAGAUUUUGCUAAGUUACUUAUUUAGGAGAAUAUUAAAAUGGAAUCAAAUAAAAAUAAUGGAAAUCCAACUAUUAUUCAAACCAAAUGUAAUAAUUAUAAAAGACUUUUAGUGGAGGUGGAAACUAUGAUGAAUUUGGUCAAAAAUAAGGAAGGUGGAUUGACUUACAUGACAACUUUCAUAAGUAACAUAGAAUAAUGAAUAUAUUUAAGUGGAUGCUAAGUUACUUUAGUUGGAGAAUAUUUAAAUAAUAAAAAAGUUGGUUAAUGGGAUGCUCUGUAUAUGGAAUCAAAUCUCAAAGAGGUUAGAAAGAUGUAAAUUUUACAUUCAACUAAAAGCGGUGGUGGAAUUUAUGAUAAAAAUGAAACCAAAAUUGGAUUUUGGAUGGAUUUGCAUGAAUACUUUUGCGAGUAUUUUAAAGUUAAUAUUUUUAGUACCUUAUAAAUAAUUAUUAGUGGAUAGUACAAAAAUGGAAUAAAAAUUGGAAAAGUUGAUAUUGAAUAUAAGAAAUAAUAUGAAAAUGAAUCAAAAAAAAUGUACUUAAUAAAUAUAUGAUAGAGGUGGAGGUAUACUAGAUGAAAAUGGAUUAAAAGAUGGGUAAUGGAUAGAGCCAUCCAAUUAAUUUUGUUUGUAAAUUAAUUAAGUUAUAGUCAAUAUUUUCAAGCUUUUAAUUUGAUACAAUUGUAAAUUAAUAUAAAAAUGGACGAAAAAUUGAACAAGAUUAAAAAAGUUGAG
Messenger RNA from Paramecium octaurelia, 1196 nucleotides. Lineage: Eukaryota; Ciliophora; Oligohymenophorea; Peniculida; Parameciidae. The record is from the annotation of a GenBank genome assembly.